Molecule: messenger RNA, 6972 nt
Organism: Salvelinus namaycush (lake trout)
Lineage: Eukaryota; Metazoa; Chordata; Actinopteri; Salmoniformes; Salmonidae
Product: traf2 and NCK-interacting protein kinase-like
Exons: 31
Coding region: 293-4162 (1289 amino acids)
Biological process (GO): protein phosphorylation
Molecular function (GO): ATP binding; protein kinase activity
Source: RefSeq, a predicted model, not a curated record
UGUGUAUGCAGCUGUGCUCUCUUGCAGAGUGUGUUUUUUCACCAUCCUCCGGUGGAGGGGGCCCGUGCAACCGACUACAGCAUGUAGGACCUGGAUCACCUCGGUGUCUCGAGACGCGUUCCCCCGGGAUUAAACGGAAAAACGGAUUAUAUUAUCCAUUGUUUAUGGACUAUUAUUAACGGACGCCAAACAGGGAUCUAACGGGGGAUUUUAACAACUGGAUAAGGGAGGGGAGAGGGGGGUUCUCCUCGGUAAAUGAGCGGAGAGGAAGCUUCCAUUUUGAGAGAGAAUCAUGGCGAGCGACUCCCCGGCCCGGAGUCUGGAUGAGAUAGACCUGUCAGCACUACGGGACCCAGCUGGUAUAUUUGAACUAGUGGAGUUGGUGGGAAAUGGAACCUACGGUCAGGUCUACAAGGGUCGCCAUGUCAAAACUGGCCAGCUUGCCGCUAUCAAAGUUAUGGACGUCACUGGCGAUGAGGAAGAGGAGAUUAAAGCAGAGAUCAACAUGUUGAAGAAGUACAGCCAUCAUCGGAACAUUGCUACCUACUACGGUGCCUUCGUCAAGAAGAACCCUCCUGGCAUCGACGACCAGCUAUGGUUGGUGAUGGAGUUCUGUGGGGCGGGCUCGGUGACAGAUCUGAUUAAGAACACCAAGGGAAACUCUCUGAAGGAGGAGUGGACUGCCUACAUCUGCAGAGAGAUCCUCAGGGGUCUGACCCAUCUCCACCAACACAAGGUCAUCCACAGAGACAUCAAGGGUCAGAACGUCCUGCUGACAGAGAACGCAGAGGUCAAACUGGUGGACUUUGGAGUGAGUGCCCAGUUGGACCGUACGGUGGGGAGGAGGAACACGUUUAUAGGGACGCCAUAUUGGAUGGCUCCUGAAGUCAUCGCCUGCGACGAGAACCCUGAGGCAACCUACGACUUCAAGAGUGACCUGUGGUCUCUGGGUAUUACGGCUAUAGAGAUGGCAGAAGGAGCACCGCCACUGUGUGACAUGCACCCAAUGAGAGCUCUCUUCCUCAUCCCCAGAAACCCCGCCCCCAGACUCAAGUCUAAGAAGUGGUCUAAGAAGUUCCAGUCGUUCAUUGAGAGUUGCUUGGUGAAGAGUCAUGGUCAGAGACCCAGCACAGAGCAGCUGUUGAAGCACCCCUUCAUCAGAGAGCUGCCCAACGAACGACAGAUCCGCAUCCAACUGAAGGACCAUAUCGACAGAACCAAGAAGAAACGUGGAGAGAGGGAUGAAACAGAGUAUGAGUACAGUGGCAGUGAGGAAGAGGAGGAGGAACGGGACAUGGGGGAGCCAAGCUCCAUCAUCAACGUCCCUGGAGAGUCGACGUUAAGGCGGGACUUCCUGCGGCUGCAGCUGGCCAAUAAGGAGCGUUCUGAGGCUCUGCGGAGGCAGCAGUUGGAGCAACAGCAGAACGAGGAACACAAACGUCUCCUGUUGGCAGAACGACAGAAACGCAUAGAGGAGCAGAAAGAACAGAGGAGGAGACUGGAGGAGCAACAGCGUAGGGAGCGUGAGAUGAGGAAGCAACAGGAGAGAGAACAGAGGAGACGCUAUGAAGAGAUGGAACAACUACGGAGAGAUGAGGAGAGGAGGCACGCAGAGAGAGAACAGAUACACACACAGGAGUACAAGCGUAAGCAGAUGGAGGAGCAGCAUCAGGCUGAGCGUCUCCAGAGACAGCUGCAGCAGGAGAGAGCCUACCUGGUGUCCUUACAGCAGCAGCAGCAGGAGCCACGGCCACAAGACACCAAACAGCUGUACCACUACAAAGACACAGCCCCCAAUAACGACAAACCUGCCUGGGCCAAGGAGGUGGAGGAGCGUUCCAAGCUGAACAGACAGAGUUCUCCAGGUCUGCAUCAUAAAGUGUCCAACCGUAUUUCCGACCCAUCCCUGCCGCCCCGCUCCGAGUCCUUCAGCAGCGGGGGCAUUCAGCAGGCCCGAACACCACCCAUGCACCGCUCUACAGAACCACAGAUGGCCCACCUGGUACAGGUGAAGUUCCAUGGUCUGUCUGGGUCCCAGUCUCUCCAUGACCCUGCUGGGGUCACAGGCUUGUCGCCCUCCCCGUCCCCCUCCCCCGGCCGCCCCCCCAUGCCCCGCCAGAACUCUGACCCCACCUCAGACACCCCUUCUCCUAUUCCUCUCCCCCGACUCGCUCCCCCACUCGACAAACUGGACCGCAGCUCUUGGCUACGAACGGACCUAGACCUACCUCCCAAGGUGCCCCAGAGGACCACGUCUAUCUCUCCAGCCCUGGUCAGGAAGCACUCUCCUGGGAGUGGACCUGGGGGCCUUGCUCCUAGAGCUGGAUCACACCUGAUACGGGCCAGUAACCCAGACCUGCGGAGGACUGAUGUCUCCAUGGAAACAACCCUGAAGAGGACAAGCAGCAGCAGCUCAUCCAGCUCCUCCCAGGGGGGAAGCAACGAGAGAGGGGCGGAGGGGUCUAUGGCGCCGCCCCAGGAGACCAAAGAAGAGAACAGAGAUGUGACACUGACACGACCUAGCAGGCCCGCAGACCUGACGGCUCUGGCCAAGGAGCUGAGGGAGCUGCGUCAGGGGGAGGAACCUAACCGCCCGCCCGUCAAGGUGACGGACUACUCCUCGUCCAGUGAUGAGUCACAGAGCGACGAGGACGGAGAGGAGGGAGGGGGAAGAAGUAACGACGGCUCUGUGUCUGUCAGCGACAUCCCACGCAUCAUGCCGGCUGCAGGGCAGAGUGGCGGUGAGUCGUACGGUGUGAUGGGAGGACAUGAUGAUUCCCACGGCAACAGUUCCCAAGACAGCUCCCUGAUGAUGAGAGAGACCUAUGGGGACAGGAGGCGGAGCUCCGCUCUGGCUGACAGCAACGGUUUCUUCGGCAACGCCAAUCUGCCCGAUCUGGUGCAGCAAAGCCCUUCCCCCCUGGUCUCCCCUGGCAAUGGCUCUGGGCGCAGCCACUCCGAAUACGGCAUGGGCAGUGGCAGUGGCUCCAAGUCCUCCUCCUUCACGCCAUUCGUUGAUCCACGAGUCUACGGAACCUCCCCCACUGAUGAUGAUGAUGAUGAAAACUCUGCGUCCGCCCACUUUGCGAAUGAGCUGCUGCUUCAGGAGCAGGCUAGACUGAACGAGGCCAGAAAGAUCAGCGUGGUCAACGUGAACCCGACCAACAUACGACCUCACAGCGACACGCCUGAGAUACGCAAAUACAAGAAACGCUUCAACUCUGAGAUACUGUGUGCUGCUCUCUGGGGUGUGAACCUGCUGGUGGGGACAGAGAACGGUCUGAUGUUGCUGGACCGUAGUGGUCAGGGGAAGGUCUAUAACCUGAUUAACCGCCGACGCUUCCAACAGAUGGACGUUCUGGAGGGACUCAAUGUCCUAGUCACCAUAUCAGGGAAGAAGAAUAAGUUGCGUGUGUACUACCUGUCCUGGCUGAGGAACAGGAUAUUACACAAUGACCCAGAGGUGGAGAAGAAGCAGGGCUGGGUCACUGUGGGAGAGCUGGAGGGCUGUGUACACUACAAAGUUGUGAAGUAUGAGAGGAUCAAGUUUCUGGUCAUCGCUCUGAAGAACUCAGUGGAGAUCUUUGCCUGGGCACCCAAACCCUACCACAAGUUCAUGGCUUUCAAGUCGUUCACUGACCUGCAGCACCACCCCCAGCUGGUUGACCUGACGGUGGAGGAGGGUCAGAGGUUAAAGGUUAUCUAUGGCUCCAGCGUCGGGUUCCAUGUCAUUGAUGUCGACUCUGGCAACCCUUAUGACAUCUACAUUCCCUCCCACAUUCAGAGUCAGGUGACGCCCCAUGCCAUCGUGGUGCUGCCGCGGACCGACGGGAUGGAGAUGCUGCUGUGUUACGAAGACGAGGGCGUCUACGUCAACACCUACGGCCGCAUCACUAAAGACGUGGUGCUGCAGUGGGGAGAGAUGCCCACGUCUGUUGCCUACAUCCACUCCAACCAGAUCAUGGGCUGGGGAGAGAAGGCCAUUGAGAUCCGCUCCGUGGAGACGGGACACCUCGACGGAGUUUUCAUGCACAAGCGAGCUCAGCGACUGAAGUUUCUGUCGGAGAGGAACGACAAGGUGUUUUUCGCCUCUGUGCGUUCCGGCGGCAGCAGCCAAGUCUUCUUCAUGACCCUGAACCGGAGCUCUAUGAUGAACUGGUAACCCUGGCAAACCCUCCUUACUUCUUCCCUCCAUACUGUACAUACCUAACCAGAGGUCAGGGUGGAGGGAUGAAGAGAGAGAACUGAGACAGACGAGUGAACACAGAGCGGCUGGCGGCUCAGCAGAGACGGGAGGAGAGAAACAGUCUCCCAUCCAACUCCCAUCCAGGCAGACAUCUGCAGUAGCAACCUACAACCACAAGAGGAACCAGAGAGAAACAGCAACUCUCCAGAUCACGCUCAGACAACACUCUUUCUCUCUGUUGUCUUAGUUUCUCUCGGGCUCAGUCCGAGAUGGCCCUCUAUUUCCUACAUAGUGCAAUACUUUUGGUCAGAGUAGGCAUUUUGGACGUAGCCUCAGUGUUUAUCCCAGGUGUUUUUGUUUUUGGGAGGUAGUGACAGGAUGUGCUAGUGUAGUCUCCCUAAUGAGGUCAGGGGUCAGCGACCAAGGGUAUUGUCAUGACCCCUGACCUUUGUGUAUAUAUGGUGGGGGUGAGUGUAGAUUCCUGACUGCUGGAGCAGUUAACAAAAUAUCAAUAUUGUCACCAAUGGUCACCAAAAAAAAUGAUACUCUUGGCAUAGAUGCCAUUCUUGUUCACUUGUGCUCCCCACUUUCUCUGCGAAUGUUCUAUUUGACAGUCAAUCUAUUUGCCGUAUUUCUAUCGUUACACAUUUGUAAAUGCCACAUUCUAUGAUCUGAAACAGACCUGCUUUCCUAUUGGACACUCUUCCACUGAGACAGAACAACAAAAGGAAGACAGUGGAUGAUGAGAGACCGAAAGCAGUCUGAGUUUGUUUAGUUGAUCUUCCUCCUGAAUUUCAGCCUGUUUUGGUGGGAGUUUUGGCCUUCCAUGGUGACAUCACUAUUUUUGUAAAUUAGUUAGACCAAUAAGAAAGAGUUCCAAUCCUUUCUGCCAAUAGCAGCUAAUUUUGUUUCCCCCUUUACCACUCAAACCACUCCCAGACAGUACUAGCAAAAUUAUUGCUUAAGAAAUGUUUCUUUUUUUACCAUUUUAAUAGAAAACAAUCACAGUAAGGUACUUAAUUGUUACCCAGAAAUGAUUUGAUAUGUAGAUAAAAAUGGCUGCAUUGGACAGACGUAUGGGUUGGUUAAUGGUCAAACUUCUUCCUACAUGCCACCUCUUUUCUCCAGCUCUUCCCCUGUCUCCUUUGUUUCACCUGCUUCUGUACAUGUGCAUAGUGACACCUAUACUACUUGUCAUCAUCAAUCCUGACUUCUAAACUAAGGCAAUACACAGGUCUAACUGGAGAGAUGCGUGGUUGGGACGAUUCAUUUUCCUAAAUGAGACCCACCAUGUUAGCGUCAGUCAGGACCUUACACAGGUCGUUUAAAUGUACUCAAACUAGCUUUAGACGGCCAGGUAGAAUGACCACACUAUGAAUCUCCACCAUUAAGUUGAAUCACAUGUAGUCUUCUAGGAUACAGUGUCUGACUCUGUAACAUAAGAUCUGCCAAGGUAGUUGGUGAAAGUGGAGGAGGGUGUCUGUGUGUACUGAACCAAUGAUGAUGAUUGACUACUGAUGUGGCGUUGUAUGUAACACAGGGUAAUAGGCAUGAGCCUACUCCAUCCACUAAUCGCUUACCUCUUCAGUCGUCAUAGAUCUGAAAGGACUGGAUAAAUAUGUGUGACCGACCGGUGUAUGAACCUGGGUCGGCAGACCUCUUGCUUUUUCCUAUCUAGUCCUGUCAGGAGUAUUGGUUAGAGAGAAGGGGGUUGAUUCCAAGAAACCGUAGGAGAAAUAUGAUUAAGCAUUUCAUUAUAUCUGACUGAUCAUUUAGAAAAAGACAGCCAUCAUGUUCAUACUAUAAGGCUUUCUACAGAAUAGAGAAGAUGGUUUAAGGGAUUUCUAAAAUGUUUUUAUCGUGGUAUAAUUUGUAUUUAAAUUUUUUGUAAGUAUCAGAGUAUGUGUGUGCAUAUGAGACUUGUCUUCCCUGCUAACAGUACAGGAUUAAACUCUGCCACUGUUAAGACCGUCUGUUCGUUGAGUGACUGAGUGUGUGCCUUCAUCUCAUCUGAAUCACUGGGACAAUAACCCCGCCCCCAGACUGGUACUCCACUCCACUAUGUGAUGUUGAAACGUAACUGUCCUUCCUUGUACAGACAUGAUUACAGAGACGUCCUCUACUGCUUUACUUUACUGUCUGGAUGUCUUCUGAAAUCUAAAAUGCACAGCAGCACCAUCACACACUGUUGGCUAAGUAAUUCCCUCCCUGCCAACUUUGUCUCCCAUCUUGAGCUCCCUAACACACACAUUAUUCUAUCAGAGGUGCCGGUACUCAAGCUGUAGCAAAUGAGAAGAGCCUGAUCUCUGUACCAGUACCGGUCAGCACCAGCCCACUUCAACCACUGGUCUGAGAGCAGUUCUCCAGUGUUCUGUUCUGGUUGUCUGCAUGUAAAAGUGUGGGGAGAGCAGAUCAGGACUGACUGCAGUAGGCCUUCUCAUAGCUUCUUUAGACUUUUUUUGGCCUCAGCUCACAUCACAAAUAUUUGUUUUUCAAUUAGUGAGAACAUUGAUAAGGGAACACAAUGUUAGAACGGUAUCUGUACACUGGAUCCUAGCGUCCUUACAGUUUAGCAAUAAAGAGAACUAACUACUGACUUAAUGUUCUGACACCGAGGCACAGAGGGAGGUAGUGUGUAUGGCUGAUGAACAUGGAUACAUGUGAUUACUGAUGGUGAUUAAUAUGAUUCUGGAUGCUUUUUGUUUGACUUUUCAAUGUAACCUACUGACACACACACUUCAUGUUUCCAAAUGACAACAUGCAUUAAAGAUGUGCUGUGUGAAUGA